ACAUUUUAGACAAAAUAGCCGGUUUCCUGAAAUGCCGCCUCAGGAUUUGGGAAGAGUAGAUAAAUUUAAUAGCUCUAUGGUUGUUGUAUAUACACCGAUCUCUAAUAUAACCGAGCAGAUAAUGAAUAAAACGGCAUUUGCUCCCUUUUUGAACGGAAAAGAAGUCAUUGGGGCACCAAAUCAACAAUCUAUGGAUAAAAUAAUUUUAGACCAUUUCCUAACUGCAGUGGGAAUCGUCUUUAAUGACAAUUUUUCUUAUAAGUUAAAAUUUUUUCAGGGACAUAUCAUUCCAUUUUUGAAGGAAGAACAUUUCUCAGCUCAUUGCUGGAAUACAGACAGUGACUUUGCAUGUUCACUGGCCAAAUACUGGAAUACAGGAUUUGUGACUUUACAAACUGCAAUUAAUGCUGCUAUUAUACAAAUCGUGACAAAUCACUCUGUGAUGGAAAACUUGAUGUCAGUCACUGCUACAAAUAUGAAGACAUUACCCUUUAUUUCUAAAGACAUCCUUCAAAAUGAGAUGUUUAUUUUCUACUGCUUGCUUUACUUCUCUUCAUUUAUAUAUUUUGCAUCACUCGAUGUUACAAAAGAGAGAAAAACGUGUAAGGAUUUGAUGAAAAUGAUGGGUCUGCGAGAUUCAGCAUUCUGGCUCUCCUGGGGUUUAAUCUAUGCUGGCUUCAUCUUCAUUAUUUCCAUAAUCAUUACAAUGAUCAUAAUAUCUACCCAAAUUAUAGUCAUGACAGGCUUCAUGGUUAUAUUUACACUCUUUUUCUUAUAUGGCUUGUCCUUGAUAGCUUUAACAUUCCUGAUGAGCGUGUUGUUCAAGAAAACUGUCCUCAUCAAUUUGGUUGUGUUUCUCCUCACUCUCUUUUGGGGGGGUGUGGGACUCACUGCAUUUUAUAGGCAACUUCCUACAUCUGUGGAGUGGAUUUUGAGUAUCUGCAGCCCAUUUGCCUUCACUGCUGGAAUGGCCCAGAUUAUCCACCUGGACUAUAAUAUGAAUGGCGUAACUUUUCCUGACCCUUCAGGAGACUCAUAUGUAAUGAUAGCAACUUUUUUCGUCUUGGCCUUUGAUGCUUUUUUCUACUUGGUAUUGGCAUUAUACUUUGACAAAAUCUUACCCUACGGAAAUGAGCGCCGUUAUUCUCCAUUAUUUUUCUUGGACUCAUCAUCUUGUUUCCAACGCCGAAGGACUCAUGAUAAGACCACUGAGAAAGAAAUAGACCCCGUGCAUCCCUCUGAUGAUUAUUUUGAACCAAUAGCUCCAGAAUUCCAAGGAAAAGAGGCCAUCAGAAUUAGAAAUGUUAAAAAAGAAUAUAAAGAAAAGUCUGGAAAAGUGGAAGCACUGAAAGGCUUGCUACUUGACAUAUAUGAAGGUCAAAUUACAGCAAUUCUGGGUCAUAGUGGAGCUGGCAAAUCUUUGUUGCUAAACAUCCUUAAUGGGUUGUCUGUUCCAACAGAAGGAUCAGUUACCAUCUACAAUAAAAAUCUCUCUGAAAUGCAAGACUUGGAGGAAAUCAGGAAGAUUACUGGUGUUUGUCCUCAAUUCAGUAUUCAAUUUGACAUGCUCACUGUGAAGGAAAACCUCAGGCUGUUUGCUAAAAUAAAAGGGAUUCUGCCACAGGAAGUGGAACAAGAGGUACAAAGAAUUUUAUUGGAGUUGGACAUACAAAACAUUCAGGAUAACCUUGCUAAACAUUUAAGUGAAGGACAGAAAAGAAAGCUGACACUUGGGAUUGCCGUUUUAGGAGAUCCUCAAGUUUUGCUGCUGGAUGAACCAACUGCUGGGUUGGAUCCAUUUUCAAGACAUCGAGUAUGGAGUUUUCUCAAGGAACGCAAAGCAGACCGUGUGACUCUCUUGAGUACCAACUUCAUGGAUGAGGCUGACAUCCUGGCUGAUAGAAAAGUGAUCAUGUCCAAUGGAAGAUUGAAGUGUGCAGGCUCUUCUGACUUUCUGAAGAGAAAAUGGGGUCUUGGAUAUCACUUAAGUUUGUACAGAAAUGAAAUAUGUGAUCCAGAAAAAAUAACAUCCUUUAUUAAUCAUCACAUCCCUGAUGCUAAAUUAAAAACAGAAAGCAAAGAAAAACUUGUGUAUACUUUGCCUGUGGAAAGGACAGAUAAAUUUCCAGACCUUUUCAGUGAUCUUGAUAAGGGUUCUGGCCAGGGUGUGGUGAGUUAUGACAUUUCCACGUCAACUCUGAAUGAAGUGUUCAUGAAAGUGGAAGGAAAAUCAACUGUGGAGCAAGAUUUUGAACAAGCAGAGAUGAGAAGAGACACAGAAAGCCUACAUGAAAUGGAGCCAGUUUCCUCUUCUUUCUCUGAAAUGCGGAAGGCUGUGAGUGACUUGGAACUCUGGAGAAUGCAGGUCUGUGCAAUAGCACGGCUCCGUUUCUUAAAGUUAAAACGUGGAAAGAAAGCGCUUCGGACCCUACUAUUGGUAUUUGGAAUUUCACUGUUCCCUUUGAUUGUGGAAACAAUAUAUGAUGCUGUGUUAGUUCAAAGGAGUGAUUGGGAAUUUAAACCUGAAUUGUAUUUCCUCUCUCCGGGACAACUUCCCCAAGACUCUCUUACCAGCCUGUUGAUCAUCAACAAUACAGAAUCAAAUAUUGAAGAUUUUAUACAGUCAGUGAAGCAUCAAAAUAUACUUUUGGAAGUAGAUAACUUCAAAAAUAGAAAUAGCACUGAUGACCUGUCAUACAAUGGAGCUAUCAUAGUUUCUGGUGAACAGAAGGAUUAUAGAUUUUCAGUCGUAUGCAAUACCAAGAGACUGCACUGUUUCCCUAUUCUUAUGAAUAUCAUCAGCAAUGGGUUACUUCGAAUGUUUAAUCAUACACAAUAUAUUCGAACUGAGAGAGGCUCAUAUCCUUUUAAUUAUGUAUUUUUCUGGACAGGGCUGCCAGAAGCCUCCUUGUUUUUACUUCUCACUCUGUGCAGCGUUUCUCCUUACAUCGCCAUGAGCAGUGUCAGCGAUUACAAAAAGAGAGCUAAAUCCCAGCUAUGGAUUUCAGGCCUGUACCCUUCUGCUUACUGGUGUGGACAGGCACUGGUGGAUAUUAACCUCUUCAUUCUUAUUCUCUUUUUAAUGUAUUUAAUUUUCUGCAUAGCAAACAUGGCGAACAUUUAUAUCACAAGUCGAAUAGUGUUUGCAUUGGUUGUAAUUUCGAUUGGUUAUGCAGCUUCUCUUGUCUUUUUCACAUAUGUAAUAUCAUUUAUUUUUCGCAAGAAGAGAAAAAAUAGUGGCCUUUGGUCAUUUUGCUUCUUUUUUAUCUCAGCCAACUUCUUUGACAUCAUUUUAAGUCAUUUAAACUUACCCAUCCUGAUUUUUGGCAUGGUAUUAUUUCCCCCAUUUACCUUGAAUGGAUUUCUAGUUUUCUUGGCAGAGAGAGACCUCGAGCACCAAACAAAAUAUCAAGACCCAAAUUACGACCUGAAUGCAGUUGACUUUCUAGUAUGCCUAAUACCUUACUUUCAGGCUUUGCUAUUCAUUUUUGUCCUAAGAUGCAUGGAAGUAAAGUGUGGGCAGAAAAUCAUGCAAAAGGAUCCUGUUUUCAGAAUUUCCCCUCCAAGCAGAGAGGCUCGGCCGAAUCCAGAGGAACCUGUCGAUGAAGAUGAAGAUGUCCAAGCAGAAAGAAUAAGAACGGCAACCGCCCUGACCACUUCAAACAUGGAGGAGAAACCCAUCGUAAUUGCUAGCUGUCUACACAAAGAGUAUGCAGGCCAGAAGAAAAAUUGCUUUUCAAAGAGGAAGAAGAAAAUAGCAGCAAGAAAUAUCUCCUUCUGUGUUAAGAAAGGUGAAAUACUGGGAUUGCUAGGACCCAAUGGCGCUGGUAAAAGUUCAUCUAUUAGAAUGAUAUCUGGAAUCACGAAGCCAACAGCUGGAGAGGUGGAAUUGAAAGGAUGUUGUUCAGUUUCGAAUAAUCAGGGAGACGGCAUGGUCAAGUUCCUGGGGUACUGUCCUCAGGAGAACGUGCUGUGGCCCAGCCUGACGGUGAGGGAACAUCUGGAGGUGUUUGCAGCUGUGAAAGGCCUGAGGAAAGCGGAUGCCACGGUCGCCAUUUCACGAUUGGUGGAUUCUUUCAAACUGCAUGAACAACUGAAUGUUCCAGCGCAGAAAUUAACGGCAGGAGCCACUAGAAAGUUGAGUUUUGUGCUGAGCAUCCUGGGAAAUUCAUCUAUCCUCCUUCUGGAUGAACCAUCUACAAGCAUGGAUCCAGCAGGACAGCAGCAGAUGUGGCAGAUGAUCCAGACAGCCAUUAAAAACACAGAGAAGGGGGCCCUCCUGACGACCCAUUACCUGGCUGAGGCCGAGGCCAUUUGUGACCGCCUCGCCAUCAUGGUAUCUGGACGACUGAGAUGCAUUGGCUCCAUCCAGCACCUGAAAAGCAAACUUGGCAAGGAUUACAAUCUAGAACUAAAAGUGAAAGAAACUUCUCAAGUGAAUUUGGUGCACACUGAGAUUCUGAAGCUUUUCCCACAGGCUGCACAGCAGGAAAGGUAUUCUUCCUUCUUGACCUAUAAACUGCCCGUGGCGGAUGUUCACCCUCUUUCUCAGGCCUUUCACAAAUUAGAGGCAGUAAAACAGAACUUUAACCUGGAAGAAUACAGCCUCUCCCAGUGCACAUUGGAGAAGGUAUUCGUAGAGCUUUCUAAGGAGCAGGAGGUGGGAGAUUUUGAUGAAGAGGUUGAUACAACCAUGAAAUGGAAACUCCUCUCUCAUUCAGACGACCCAUAAAACCUCAGGCCUAAUCAUUUCUUGUCGAUGUCAUAUAAGCUUACGUUAUAUGUGAUAAUGUGCAUUAUGUAUAAUUUUAAAAAUUGUUAACAUCAAUAUUAGAUAUAUUUUGUAUAUUUUAGUCAAUAAAUGAAUAAAUUU
This is a messenger RNA of Pteropus alecto (black flying fox), 4873 nucleotides long. RefSeq names its product ATP binding cassette subfamily A member 6 (gene ABCA6). Gene Ontology annotation, molecular function: ABC-type transporter activity; ATP binding; lipid carrier activity. The transcript is spliced from 37 exons. The coding region runs from base 32 to 4732 and encodes 1566 amino acids. The record is from RefSeq and is a predicted model, not a curated record. Lineage: Eukaryota; Metazoa; Chordata; Mammalia; Chiroptera; Pteropodidae. Gene Ontology annotation, biological process: transmembrane transport; lipid transport. Gene Ontology annotation, cellular component: membrane; intracellular membrane-bounded organelle.